AGGGACCAGGCUGCACACCCCAACCCAAGAGCAAGCAAACGACAAUUCUCUUCUCAUCCCCACCAGCGCCGCCGCCCCCCAAUCUUUCGCUGCCGCCGCCGUGAUCCAAAGGACCACCGGACCCUAGUCUGAAUCCCUUCAUCCGUUCCCCAUGGCCAACAGCAACCUCCCCCGCCGCAUCAUCAAGGAGACGCAGCGGUUGCUCAGCGAGCCAGCUCCAGGAAUCAGUGCCUCGCCAUCAGAGGAGAACAUGCGCUACUUCAAUGUCAUGAUCCUUGGACCAUCGCAGUCGCCAUACGAGGGAGGAGUUUUCAAGCUCGAGUUAUUCUUGCCUGAAGAAUAUCCAAUGGCUCCACCAAAGGUUCGUUUUCUCACAAAAAUUUAUCACCCUAACAUUGACAAGCUUGGUAGGAUAUGCCUUGAUAUUUUGAAGGACAAGUGGAGUCCUGCCCUUCAGAUUCGAACAGUUUUAUUGAGCAUCCAGGCAUUGCUUAGUGCUCCAAACCCUGAUGACCCACUUGCCGACAAUGUGGCAAAGCACUGGAAGGCUAAUGAAGCUGAAGCUGUAGAAACAGCUAAAGAGUGGACCCGUGUAUAUGCAAGCGGAGCUUGAUCUUUGCAUGAAGCAUGCUUGCCUGGUAAGAAAUUUCGUUCCGUGGAUCUGCGGAGGUGGAGGUGAACUUGAUCAACGAUUGGUUGCUGAAAUUGGAAAUCGAAAUGAUUGAGUGAAUUGUGGAUUUCCAAAUAUCCUUUGAUGAUGCGUGUCAAGAGUCUGAUGUACAUUACUCUAGUUGAGCUGUGAUGAUGAACCCUCAUGCAUGUAAAUUGUUUCUUUGGUACGUCUGGUUCCUGAGAGACAUCAGACAUAUAUGAUAAUAAAUAUCCUAGAAUGAUGUAUGCCUGCCCUUA
Messenger RNA from Sorghum bicolor (sorghum), 909 nucleotides. RefSeq names its product ubiquitin-conjugating enzyme E2 36-like. Gene Ontology annotation, biological process: protein K63-linked ubiquitination; DNA damage tolerance. The record is from RefSeq and is a predicted model, not a curated record. Bases 152 to 613 code for a protein of 153 amino acids. NCBI's taxonomy places the organism in Eukaryota, Viridiplantae, Streptophyta, Magnoliopsida, Poales, Poaceae. The transcript is spliced from 8 exons. Gene Ontology annotation, cellular component: nucleus. Gene Ontology annotation, molecular function: ubiquitin conjugating enzyme activity.